AUACACUAUAUUGCCAAAAGUAUUAGGAAACCCCUCCAAAUCAUUGGAUUCAGGUGUUCCAAUCACCUCCAUGGUCACAGGUGUAUUAAAUCAUGCAGACUGCUUCUACAAACAUUUGUGAAAGAAUGGUUCGCUCUCAGGAGCUCAGUGAAUUCAAGCAUUGUACCGUGAUAGGUUGCCACCUGUGCAAUACGUCCAUUCGUGAAAUUUUCUUGCUACUAAAUAUUCCACGGUCAGCUGUUAGUGGUAUUAUAACAAAGUGGAAGCAACUGGGAACAACAGCAACUCAGCCAUGUAGACCACAUAAAAUGACAGAGCGGGGUCAGUGCAUGCUGAAGUGCACCAGCUGUGAGCAGAGUCAAUAGAUAAAGACCUCCAAACUACCUGUGGCCUUCAGAUUAGCUCAACAACAAAAACAGUGCAUAGAGAGCUUCAUGAAAUGGGUUUCCAUGGCCGAGCAGCUGCAUCCAAGCCUUACAUCAGCAAGUGCAAUUCAAAGUGUCAGAUGCAGUGGUGUAAACCAUGCCACCACUGGACUCUAG
Molecule: messenger RNA, 542 nt
Organism: Staurois parvus
Lineage: Eukaryota; Metazoa; Chordata; Amphibia; Anura; Ranidae
Source: the annotation of a GenBank genome assembly